Molecule: messenger RNA, 735 nt
Organism: Alternaria incomplexa
Lineage: Eukaryota; Fungi; Ascomycota; Dothideomycetes; Pleosporales; Pleosporaceae
Exons: 2
Coding region: 1-735 (244 amino acids)
Biological process (GO): fungal-type cell wall organization
Cellular component (GO): fungal-type cell wall; cell surface
Source: RefSeq, a predicted model, not a curated record
AUGGUUCCUGUCGCACUGCCUACUCUGCCUCCAGCUGCCGAUCCGACACCAGAACCCACUCCUAAGAAGGCUGCCGAACAACCCAAGCCUGUUGCGCCCGAACCUCAGAAGCCCGCGCCAACACCCGAAAUGCCCCCAAACGACCCUACACCAAGUCCCUCCCAGGAUACGACACCUGUUCAACAAACCGGCACUCCGCGUCCCUGGAUAGACAUGGUGGACAAGGAUGGUCACUGUGCCGAGUGCGAUAAAGAAUUCCCGGACGGGAAGAUACGUUGCACGGAGUUCCCUCACGGAUAUGGCGCCUUGCCUAUCGCCCAUGAGGGACUGGGAGGCUGGUCCGGUAUCCAAGAUCCCCAGUAUUCCGGGGGGGAUGGUUUCGAUGACAUCACAACCGUUCCGAAAGGUUUAUGUUCGGACGGUACCUGCUGCACGUCUGGUAGCUUCUGUUCCUAUGGCUGCCCGAACCCUUACCUCAAGGCUUCGUUCCCCUCGAUUCAAGGUAGGACGGGCCAGAGUGUUGGUGGCCUGUACUGCAACGAAGAUGGAUUCCUGGAGAUGGCCGACGGCAAGAUUGCGAAUACCCUUUGCGUUCAGGGCUCAAAACACAUGGGCGUGAAAGUGCAGAACAAACUCUCAAAGUCUGUCUCUUUCUGCCGCACAGACUAUCCCGGUAUGGUAUACACCCACGCUCCCAAUGCACUUGCUCACAUGUGGCAGGUACCGAGUCCAUGA